CUGAAAUCUUCAAUCUCACCCUUACAUAUACGACAUUCUUCUUGACAUUCUUUCUUAUGGAAAAUUGAAUAGAACUCAUCCUUUUAAGCACAAGUAAGCUCCACGCAUGCGGCGUGUCAAUUCUUUCCUUGUGGUUUUCUUUGCAAUCGCUCUCACAAGUCACAACACUGAACGCCUCAGCACCAUUGAAUGAUUAUCAACAUCAAGUCAUAAAUAUAUUUGCGGAUACUCCAUUAGCAAAAAUAUUGUUUGGGGAGGAAACUGAAAGAGCAUUAAAAUUGAGGGGACGAAGCGGAAUAAAUCUUGCCCAUGGCAAUCCUGACCGCUGGUUUAUCUGAUUCUUGAUCAUCUCUUCUUCCCAUUCAGAAAAUCUUAUCCUUUGCAGCUCUUCGGACACAAGUAGUUUUUGUCCCCAUUCCACUCUCUUCUUCUGCAGAAAACAUCCGCAUUCCAUUAGUAUUAUAUUCUCCAAAUUCCCCUGUUUAUCUUUAUCCAUUCCACCGCAGUACAUAUUUAAUUUUUCCGGGCUUAUUCUAUCUUCUUGUUAGUUUACUGUAAAUCUCUUAUCUCUUUCUUCUUUCUAUUUUGGAACCCAUAUAGAGUUAUAGUCAUCACUGCACUUAAAGAUUCUAUCUUUAUCCGUUGGAUUGAAUAGCCGGGUGUGUAUUAAUUUAUUGGUUUCAAUUUCUUGGUUGGGGUUAAUGGCUUUAUUAUCGGCGUUGGUUGAAAUUUUCCAAAAGAAAUCGAUCGGAGAUGGUAUACUUGAGCUGAUGAUGUGGACGACGCCUAUCUGGGUGGCUGUGGUUGUUGGAGUACUUGUGGGUUGGGCCUGGAGGCCCAGAUGGGCUGAUCUUUGUUCCAGUAGAGAUUCCUUUGUCUCCAUGGUGUCCUCUUCUUCUUGCCUGCAGCAGCUCUUCACUGGUUUUAGCUCCAGAUUCAUGUCUGAUGAGAUCUCACAUCUCACCCCUAACUCCAGUUCAUCUUUGCUUCGGGAAAGUGGAAAUUCUGAAGCUGUAGAUGAUAGUGACCUUCAUCACCUGUAUCAAUUAGUUGAAGAGAAAGAUGGUGGCCCUGCCUGGAUUCAGAUGAUGGACAGGACUGCGAAGAACAUGAGUUAUCAGGCAUGGCGAAGAGAUCCUGAGAAUGGACCUCCGCAAUAUCGAAGCAGAACUGUAUAUGAAGAUGCUAGCCCCGAAUUGGUGAGAGAUUUCUUUUGGGAUGAUGAGUUUCGAACGAAGUGGGAUGACAUGCUGUUACAUGCUGAAAUGCUGGAAGAUUAUCCUAACACUGGAACCAUGGUGGUCCACUGGGUACGCAAGUUUCCGUUCUUCUGCAGUGAUAGAGAAUACAUUAUUGGCCGUCGAAUAUGGAAAUCUGGAAAUACGUAUUACUGUGUUACUAAGGGUGUGAGGAAUUCAUCCGUUCCACGAAAAAACAAACCAAGGCGUGUUGAUUUGUAUUAUUCAAGCUGGUGUAUUCGACCAGCUGAAUCUUCGAGAGAUGGUGAGAUGAGUGCAUGUGAGGUGAUACUCUUCCAUCAUGAGGACAUGGGUAUACCAUGGGAAAUUGCCAAACUUGGUGUUCGGCAGGGAAUGUGGGGAGCAGUCAAGAAGAUCGACUCAGGUUUACGUGGAUAUCAGAAAUAUAGAGCAUCAUCUGUGGAAGCCCCAUUGUCAAGAUGCGCUUUCAUGGCCCAACUUAACACCAAAGUGACUUCUGAUGAUUUGGAGUCACUGGGGAGAAGAAGACAGAGUGUUAGUGACAUAGAAGCUUGCGGUGAUUCUUCAAAGGAUAAUAACCCAACUAUGGGAAGGAAUGUGCCUAAGCUUGUCAUUGUUGGUGGAGCGGUUGCCCUUGCUUGCAGCAUUGACCGUGGACUCCUCACCAAAGCUCUUAUAUUCGGAGUUGCUCGAAAACUUGCAGGGUUUGGGAAAAGGUUGUAAGUUGGGGGUGGGGUGGAGGUAGAUUGGGAAAUUAGGUGGUCGCGGGUGUAAUUGUGAGUUAUUCUUGCUCUCUACAUCUUCCUGAGAGCUACUUCUCCAGGCUCCAGCCAAAUAUAUCAAGGCAUUCAUUUGUCUUUGGAGUUUUACGCAAUGAACCUGUAAUAUUGGUGGGAUUUUCCAUAUACGCCUAACACUUCCUCACCAAGACUGGAUGCCCAAUACUCUGUUAAUAGAGGACAUUAAUAGACUUGCUCAUUUCUUUCAUUUCAAUAAUUUUUAAUUUUUAAAUUAAUUUAUGUGUCUUAAACAAAGGCAAACGGUA
This is a messenger RNA of Cuscuta europaea, 2265 nucleotides long. NCBI's taxonomy places the organism in Eukaryota, Viridiplantae, Streptophyta, Magnoliopsida, Solanales, Convolvulaceae. The record is from the annotation of a GenBank genome assembly.